Linepithema humile (Argentine ant) is the source of this 4791-nucleotide messenger RNA. RefSeq lists its product as uncharacterized. The record is from RefSeq and is a predicted model, not a curated record. Gene Ontology annotation, biological process: transcription by RNA polymerase III. Gene Ontology annotation, molecular function: DNA binding; protein binding. Gene Ontology annotation, cellular component: transcription factor TFIIIC complex. NCBI's taxonomy places the organism in Eukaryota, Metazoa, Arthropoda, Insecta, Hymenoptera, Formicidae.
AUCUUAUUUCUUAUGCAUGUGUACGACGCUUAAAAUUAUAUAUAUGAACUUGUGCGAAACAUUGAGUGUAAAAUAUUAUUUUCGUUAUAAUCAAUCGUGUGGUGAAUCAAUCCAGCUUAGAAAAGUUAAUGUUAAUACAAAUUGCAGUUAAUUAAAGCAAAUCAAAGUGAAUAUGACAUAUGAUCAUACCAAUUUAUGACACCUAACCUGCUCACAUUUCCAUGGAUGAGUAAUUGAGAAUCGUAAAAUUCGUAUUAUAACAAUAGUUAACAGAAGUAGUAAUGUUUUUAAUAAUAUAAUGCUAACAAAGAGCAUCCUAAUAAGAAUCAGAUAACUAAUAAUUGAAAAUUAUUAAAAUAUGAGCAAGAAAAAUGUCAUAUCUAAUAUGCAACAUAAAAAUAAAUGUUCCAUGCGUACAUCAAAUCCAAAGCAUCCAGCAUCCAAAGAUAGUAAGGAAACAUUUAUCCAUUCUUCAGACAUACUACAAGAUAUUUCUGUUAAUGCUAAUGCAGCUAGUGCUUCUACUUCAAACGAAAGAAUUUUAUUAUUAUCGGAAACAGAGAGAAAGCAUAAUAAAUCAUUCCACCAAAAUUAUCCUGAUAUGAAAAAUAAUAAUACAUGUGAAAGAGCAUCCAGUAGUUUAGAUAAACAUGACAAGAGUUGUAUUCAGAAAAAUGUAUCACUUUCUACUCAAAAUAAUUCGAAAAACUUUAUUAGCAUAGAAGUAAAUAAUUCUGAUAAAGUGCAAAAUGGUAAAACAGAUGCAAAGAUAAUUAGAAAGAAUAAAGUGCCUGUGUCCAGUAAGUUAGUUAUUUCACAGAAUGUAGCACAUGAAACUGAAUCGAUACCUGUAUGUAAUAAUGCAAGUGAUACUAUUGCUAAAGAGAAGAAUGAUACUAAUGCGAAAAGAAUAAAUUUAAAUAACAUGACAAAGACAUUUUCUAAAAAGCAACAAGGAAAAAUUAACGAUUGUGUUGCUUCGAGUGAUCUUUCUCAGAAAAUAUUAAUAACUGAUGAUAAUAUUUUGUCGACAAAAACACAAGAUAAAAUUGUAAAAGAACAGCAUUGCACUUUAUCAAAUAAGAAAACUGUAGCAGGAAGUCAAAGAGUUAAAGAAAUCAAGAGCAAGAUAACUGCAACAGCUAAACCGACAAGCUCACUGCCUUCAGAUCUUCUCUCUUCUAUCGAAGAUAACAACGAAAAGCUCAAAUCAGUUAAAGUUGAGAAUAACUUACCUGUUUCAGCACAAUUAUCUACAGAUAAAACGCAAUUAGAUGGCGAUCCAAGGAAAUUGGCAGAGGAAUGUACAGUAUAUGACCAAGAGAAACUUGUCAAGCAACAGACUUCGUCUCGAGCAUCCCAUGACGAUACAGAUUUAAAAUCAAUAUUACAUAAAGAUACACGUGAGACAACUGAAAUAAAUGUAAAGCAGAAUGAACAAAAUCAAUUAUCUGUACCAACUAUCAAAAGAAAAAGAGGUAGGCCUAGAAAGGUAGAUAACAAUUCUAUAGAUCAAAAUACACCAACGAAAUCGAAAAAUGAUGAUACGUCGCAAGAAAUUCCUGCUGUUACUGAAGAAUCCAUGACACGUAGUAAAAGAUCUACUAGUAGAAUCAAGAUUACUACCAAUAUAAGUGAUUCAAGCGACGGAAGCGAUACUGCGGAUGUUGAAUAUGAAUCUUUCGUCAAAAAGCGAGGUCGCCCGGUUGGCAGUAGAGGUCGAGGUAGGAGACGUGGUCGAGGUCGCGGUAGAAAAAUAGUGGAAAAUUCUUUAGACAAGGAAUACAUUCCUAAAUUUAUGAGAAACGAUGUUUCUCAAUCGAAAACAGUUGAGAGUGACAAUGUGGAUUUAGAUAACACAAAUACAACAGGGGAUUUGCCUGGCAUAGAUACUGAAAAUGAUGCGACAGAUGCUACAAAUGAAGGAACACCUAAACAUUUAAUAACUUGUUCGAGAUGUAACCAGCAAAUAUCAAGAAGACAAUGGUCUUCACAUAACUUGUAUCAACAUAAUAACAUGGCUUGGAGAGAAGAUGAAGAACCACUAGAUUUUGAAAAUGAUGUAAAAUUGUUAAAGAAAGUAUUAACAUUUGCCCUUAAGAAAAAGAAGACUUAUCUAACUUGUGAAAAAUGUGAAGCUACAAAACGGAGUGUCCAAGGUUUCAUAUCACAUAUGCAAUUUUGUGGAAAAUCAGAAGAAGAAAGACAGGCAUUAAUGGUGACAUGCCCCAUUUGCAAUUCUGUUAUGAUGCCUUCGUCCGUGGAAAUACAUGAACGUUAUCACAGACAAUUGGAACAGAAUCAAAAUAGAGAAACACCGAUUAUACAAAUAGAAAGAACAAAACGGAAGGCAGCAGAGAAAGCAGUACCAAAAAUAAUGGAGUUUGCCAAAUCUAUGAAAGAUCCAUGCACGACGAAUCAAAUGAAAUCAAAACCUCACUCCUUUCUUAAAAAUUUAAUACAAAUGCCAGAGCUUAAGAAAAGAAUUCCAUCCAUUUGGAAAAGUCAAUGGAAGAAAGAAUUAAUUGCAAAAGGUAUCGCAUCUUGUAAGCAAGAAGGAUGCACUUAUACAUGUUCUUCUUAUGAAAAUAUCUGCGAACAUCAUUCUCAAUGUAACUUCAUUCCACAAGAGAACUUUAUAUGUAAAGUUUGCAAGUUUUUAACAAAUUCUCAAGAUAAAAUGGUGGAUCAUAUAAUGGAAGUUCAUCCGGACAACCAAGACAUUGAAAAGUGUUCUGAUUUCGAAAAAGAUAAUGAAGAUUCAUCGGAUUCAUCGGAUGAAAGUGUAAUUGAAUUUAAUGUAAAACAAAGGCACCGUUCGUCAAGAAUUACACACACACAACAUUCUGAUAUUACAAGAAUACUCAAUAAAAUAGCUUUCGUGGAUCAAGUGCCAUUUCAAAAGCCACAAUCAAGAAAAAUGUAUAAACCAUCUUUAGAUUGGACUAUGGAAUUCGAGCGGAAAAAUUAUGAGCUUACGUUAUUUAACGAUCUUAUGCCGAACUCUUUUACAUUAUUGAGAAGUGACGAUGCUGCAAAAUAUCUUCCAGAACUAAUAACUUCAAUGCCCUUUAAAUACGCAAACGCCAAUUCAUCGAAAAAGGGAAAAUCUGACAACAGUGAUUGGAAACACAUCAGUAGAUUUGAAAGCAAUUUUUAUGAAGGUAUACCAACAUUUUUCGUUGGCGGUCCAAUAUGGGCUUUAGCGUGGUUGCCUAUUCCAUCGCCAAUGUACACCAAAAAUCCAACGCAAUAUGUUGCGAUCAGCACGCAUCCGGCUAUGGAGAAUAAAUACACCAUUGGAAAGGAAUAUUCCAGUCCAAAUAUCAUACAAAUAUGGGACAUAGGCAGCUUGGAUCACGAAGUUCAGAGUACAAAUAAAUUACCCACUUUAGCUUAUGCAAUUGCACAUAAUAGCGGCACAGUUUGGUGCUUAGAAUGGUGUCCGUCAGGAUGCUAUCAGGAUAUCGAUCUUCACAAUUCUUGCAAAACGGAAAAAGAGAAUAAGCUUAAGCGAAUGGGACUGCUCGCAGCCGCGUGCUCAGACGGAUGUGUAAAUAUUUAUUCAUUGCCGUUUGCAGAAGAACUUGAAUUCGAAAAAACAGAACAUAAUUCGUGGCCGAUUUACAAAACUGACCCGGUGAUAACACUAGUUGUAAACCAUCUUAUGUAUGACAAUAAUAAGCAGAAUUGGCAGUGUACUAAGUUAUCGUGGACAAAAGAGCAUGGACACAGCAUCAUCGCGGCAGGUUUCACGAAUGGCUAUAUUGCACUGUGGCAUCUCACAACUACCUCGUUUCUGUUGCUUAACGUGCGGAAUAAUACAAAAUUUAUAAACGCGUCUCAACAUUUCUUCGCUCAUCAUAACGCAGUUACCAUGGUGGCAUUAAUUCCAUAUAUGAACGGUCGAUAUCUGGCUUCCGCCAGCUUAGACAGAUCGUACAAAUUUUGGGACUUGGAAGAUACAAGCGCGCCGCAGAACAGUACAAAAAAGGGUAUAAUAACAGAUGGUAUAUGGAUGACAAAUUGGCCGUGUGUUGUGCUUAGCUUCGACGAUGCACUUGGGUACAAAUAUACGCAUUCUUACAUAAUACCAUUGAGGGAAUACGGAUAUAAAUAUUGCUCAAUUUUACCAACCAACACACCAACUUAUGGCAUCACUGUUUCCGACUUUGCUAACAGUAUCGCACAUGGUACAUUAGCUGGAGAAGUAAUAACCAUCUUUCCUCAUCAGUUACUAUAUUCAGAAAAAUUAUUGAUUAAGAAAAGACAGUUAAGCUCUUGCAUUGAGAUAGUAGACUUUUUAGAAGAGCAGCAAGACACGCCUCGCAAAGUCAAUAAAAAUAAAAAUGACAAGAAUUCAAAGGAUUAUCAUUAUAUGCCGGAAACCUAUAACGAAUGCAAAAAUCGUUUUGGUAUUGUUUUCCACGAUAAUUUAAUGGACUUGAAAAAAAAUAUCAGUAGAGGAGAGGAUACUUUAGAUAAUAACAAGUUGAUGUCGUUUCCUAUUGAACAAUAUCCAUUUACUUCUGCAAAUAAAGUGGCAUGGAAUCCAAACAUAUGGAGUUAUUUAUGGCUUAUGGUGGGCUAUCAAAGUGGUUUAGUGAGAUUGUUGAAUUUUAAACACAUGUCCAAUGAAUUAAAUGAUAAUUCAUUGUCAUCGCAUGUGAACCAUUUACUAACUAAGGGAAAUAAUUCGAUUUAAUGACCAAGAAAUUAUUUUUAAUGAAUGACAUUGUUAUAUACAAAUAACAUUUGUUAUGUACGAAAUGUAGAAAAUUAUUUUUAUUU